This is a messenger RNA of Spizellomyces punctatus DAOM BR117, 702 nucleotides long. RefSeq lists its product as uncharacterized. Bases 155 to 625 code for a protein of 156 amino acids. Lineage: Eukaryota; Fungi; Chytridiomycota; Chytridiomycetes; Spizellomycetales; Spizellomycetaceae. The transcript has a single exon. The record is from RefSeq and is a predicted model, not a curated record.
AGGCCCUGCCCGUUCAAUGUCGUUCUCGAUAUGUCGUUCUCGCAAAACAUUUAAAAAGAUUGACAAUUUCCCCUUGGUCCCUCUCUUCAUCCUUUGCACGUAAAUUCACACCAGUACAAUAAUCUUCCCUUCUACGCUGAUCAUCCCAUCCAACAUGCAAAUCACCAGUUUCCUUGCAUUGGCCAUCUCUCUGGCUGCUCUAGGAGUCGUAAAAGCGGUUCCAGCUCCCCAAGGCGACAACAUCAUUUCACAAAUUGCCUCGGCGAUUGCCACCCUCGAAGCUGGAUUCACGGCCACCACCACCACCGUUGCAGCAACGACCGUCGCAACGACUCUGGCCGAUGUUGGCACGAAAACUGUUUCUCCAGCAACCAUCGCACCCGUCCUUCCUUCUCCAAGUGGUGCCCCCGUUCUCCCUCCCAUCUGCCGUCGAGCCGGAUGCAACGGUGAACUAUGCGUUACCAACUCUCGUGAUGCCGUCUUGACGCCCUGCGUUUGGCGGCCGGAAUUUGCAUGCUAUGCCACCGCACAGUGCGGUUACAAUGCGACGAGGAGGGCAUGCGCGUGGAGGCAAACCAAGUCCCUCAAGGAAUGUCUGUCAAAUGGUACUACGGCUACACUGUGAGCUUCCCGACUAGGAUCGUGAAUAAUGUACAGCUAUAUGUAAAAUGUCAGUGUUCAUAAUAAUAUAUGAGUUAACAG